GAGAAAACUGCAAAACUCUACCGCAUUCAAAAGAAUGUAUAGCGUUACCCGCUUACUACACUGAAGAAAUUUAACAAGAAAAUUCUAGUCAGGUAAGAUAGGACAAGAUCGUAGUCAUGCUUGUAAUUAUAGAAUGUUGAAAAAAGCAUCUAUCUAAUGUACUGCCGACAACGAGUAGGGGAUGGGUCCCCUUUCUAUCUAGGCAUAACGCAUGCGCGCAGACUCCGGGACAACCUUCUACUUCGUAACUUGCCAGUAAGCCCUUUGUAUCGACAAGAAUCAUGCUUUCCUGGUUACACCAGCUGAUAUUUGAAAAAGACGGCUAACUUUAUUGCGAUAGGUGACAAUUCUGAUUAUGUAUCAGUUACCCGUUGGAUCGGCUCGUUCUAGCUGUCCAGUCAUUGAGUGGCUUUAAUACCUCAAUGAUACCCAUAAUAUAUCGUGCACAGACAUAGCUGUAACAUCUUUAAAAUCAUCUGUUGGGUAACACAUGUGCAUGUUUUAUAUUUGAUGACGAUCAAGUGUUAAGUAUGAUGAAUAAAACUGGUAUUUUAUUUUCCUGUAUAACAUCACGUUUAAGUGAAAUUGAAAAUUUUCCCUACAUAUUAUUAUAGCAUGGGCCCGUUAACCAAAAAUUCAGGGAGCAGAGCACGCUCUGUUCCGGUACGCUUCAAAUACCUGUUUCUGCUGGCAACAAUAUGUGGCAGUUGCUUUCUUAUACUUUCCAUCAGCAACAAUACUACAAUGUUCUUUCCCAAUAGCGACAACCUCAUCACAUCCUCGUCCUUUGACGUACAUCGUGUUAACGCAGGCCAUUCAGACAAAUCUUACACCAUCAAAACAGAGGGCUGUACUAUUCCCGGCUUAAAACCCUUUCACGAAAGUAUUAGAAAAUUUAUUAGACAACCUGAACCUAAUACUUGCCCUAAUGCAAAUACUUCGUUGCUAGAAAACAACAAUACACAUAUCUGGAUCAAAGAAGAAAACUUACAUUUUUAUAAUAUGGCUAGAGAUUUUAAUAUUUCUUGCUGCUAUCAAACUUUUUACCGACCAACGGCAGUCGCGGAUAUCACAGCUAUGAAUGUCGACGAUAGAGUACAAUACGAACCCUGUAUUAACUUUACCAGUUAUAUUGAAGUUAUGAAUGAAUUCGUUAAAGUAUCUUGCGGUUAUGAUUAUAAAACACUGUACGUACAUUUUUUUCUAUUUGCACCUAAAAAACCUAUGCUUACAUAUGAUGAGGAGUCAUUUGAAAUGCCGUUAAAUCAAACGGCCUAUAACGUCAUAGUGAUGGGAUUAGAUGCAAUUUCCCGGUUAAAUUUUCACAGAACUAUGCCCAAAACAUUGGCCUUUCUAAAAAAGAAAGGUGCCAUAGAAUUGUUAGGAUAUAACAAAGUCGGCGACAAUACAUUUCCUAACUUAACUCCUAUGUUACUUGGCAUCAGAGAAAAGGACCUAAAAAAGACUUGCUGGCCUCAUAUAAGAUCUACUUUUGACAAUUGUCCUUUUAUUUGGGAGUUUUACAAAGAUGCUGGAUAUUAUACGGCCCUUGGUGAAGACAGUGCCAAAUUGGGAACAUUUAAUUUUGGAAAAUUUGGUUUUAUAGGAACUCCAACUGACUACUAUAUACAUACUUUUAUGCACGAGGCUGAAACUCACAUUGGCAACAAAAAAGAUUACAAUACUUUCAUUUGCAUGGGAAACCAACACUUCUAUAAAGUUCUUUUGGAUUACAUUGAAGCAUUGACGACGACAUUGAAAUCAUCCAAGUUAUUUGGAUUUUUUUGGGAAGUUACCUUGAGCCAUGACUACUUAAAUUAUCCAAUGUUAAUGGAUAGUAGUUAUGAAAAGUUUUUAAAAAAUCUUGACGAAUCUCAAUAUCUAGAUGAUACUAUUUUAAUUCUACUUAGUGAUCAUGGUAUAAGAUGGGGUGAUAUUCGAUAUACUAAACAAGGAAGGUUAGAAGAAAGACUGCCCUUUGUUCAUAUACUUGUCCCACCAACAUUUGAAGAGAAUUAUAAUCGGGCUUAUAACAACCUAAGACUGAAUAGUCGACGGCUUACAACCCCUUUUGAUAUACAUGCAACUCUUUCUGAUUUGAUAAAUUUGGACUCGUUGACAGAUGAAAAGAUCACAUCAAGAAGCGAAAUGCCUUACGCUCAUGAUAGAAGUAUAAGUUUAUUCUUACCCUUGCCCAAGAACCGAACCUGUAAGAUAGCUGGCAUAGACGAUCAUUGGUGUACAUGUCAUAAAAGCAAUAAACUUACGACUGAUAGCGCUGAAGCGCAAGAGGCAGCAGCACAAUUGGUAAGGAGUUUAAAUUUGAUGAUGCAUGAAUAUCCUCAAUGCUCCCGUCUUACCCUAGCUGAAGUAAUAGAGACAACAGAAAUGAUAGUGGGUACACCUCCAGAGAAUGAAGACGGCUGGAGAGAAAUAAUGAUAGUUGUACGUACUGCUCCCGGUGGAGGAGUUUUUGAAGCAACAUUGCAGCACGACAGUCGCCAGUGGACACUGGUAGGUACCGUCAGUCGUCUCAACUUAUAUGGCGAUCAGAGUCGCUGUGUACACCAUUACCAGCUAAAGCUGUAUUGUUACUGUUAUUGAGUCAAAACUGUAAUUAAGGAUAACUAAAAAGCUGUGAUAUUAUAAAGUACGAUCAAGUUGUUUAAUUCGUAGAUAAACAUGUAAAACGUAUGAAAUUAGAAUGUACAUAUCAGUUGCUCAAAAUAUGAUUAAUACCGGCCUAAUUUAUAUUCUGUGUAGUCAUUACCUUAUGUAAGUAAUAUAUAUAUAGGAGAUUUCAAUUAAUAAAUAAAUAACUUGCAUUUAAUAAGUAGAAAAAAGUAAAUAAAAAAUGUAAUAUUUUUUGUAUUAGAAAAAGUGCCAAGUAAUAAUCAACGAUAGGUGUGCAUCAAAAAUUUAAUUGGUGUUUGCAGUGAUUCCAUUUAAAUAGAAGAAAUGUAUAAGAAUAGCUAUAGAAUAGAACAUUGUUAUACUUUAUUUACCAUAGUAGUAAGUUACUAGCAAUAUAACUAUUAUUCACAAA
Messenger RNA from Galleria mellonella (greater wax moth), 3046 nucleotides. RefSeq lists its product as uncharacterized. The coding region runs from base 616 to 2604 and encodes 662 amino acids. The record is from RefSeq and is a predicted model, not a curated record. The transcript has 3 exons. NCBI's taxonomy places the organism in Eukaryota, Metazoa, Arthropoda, Insecta, Lepidoptera, Pyralidae.